UGUAUUGGUGGGCGGCUACACGCUACGCUACAACGACGACGACGACGACGGGCGCGACCAGGUUCUGACUGACUGACUGAGAGCGGCGAUUCUAUCCCCGGUGUUCCCGGCUUCGACGGCGGCGGUAGUCAGCCAGUCAGCCCAGUGUCCACUCGGACUCGGAAGAAAGCGAGAACACGAUUGUUUACAUCACGCGUGUCGUCGAGACGUUUGCGCGAUCCGAUCGUUUUUAGAGAGAAUUGAUUCGUCGAGGGAAUGCUAGAAGAAUAGAAGAUCGCGCUCGCGAUCAAGUGAAUGGUGGGAGAAAGGUGUUACGAGUGUUUGGGAUGUUAGGGUGGGCUACAAGUGGUUUUCGCACGUGUUCUGUUUUCGAAAAAAUAAAGAUCGAUAGAGGAAGUGGAACGACGACGAUGGCUACGGCCGAGAAGGGUGAAGGUUGAUUAUGGAUUCAAUGUUUCGAAUUAGAAGAAAUACAAACACAGUUUUGUAAAAGUGAAUCGAAGGGGAACCCAGUUUGUGAAUGUGUGUGAGUGCGCGUGUAAGCGAAGAAGACGGCCAGCAAGAAUGAAAUUCGCGAUUAUUAUUGCGAAUUUAUAGAAUCGCCCCUCAGUGGUGUGCGUUUGCGAAUUUAUUUUUUAUUUGAUUCGCGAAUUUUUGCUUCCUGCUUCGUCCGUUUGUAUAUGCAGAACGGCGCGAGUGUAUCGCCAUUCGGAAAUUGUGCUGAAAUUUCCGGCUCAUAGAGCAAAUUGUGCGCUGUCUCUAGUGUUUGGUGACUGUGGCCGUGACUCCAUGUGAUGGAGGCGCCACCUUUCGUUCUGCUGUUAUAGUGUUAGUGGCCCGUGCAUGUGCAUCGAAUCUGUCACCGACAAUGACCCGAAUUUGCUACAGCUGCUAUCAGCGUUGCAGCCCAGCAGCAGCCGAGUGACAUCGAGUUUCGUUUCUGACACCACCCCCUACUUCCCGGAAAAGCUCUCCAGAGGCUACCCCUCCCCCGCCUUCCGCCACGAAGCCAUCGGUGUAAAAUUUCCUAAGCUAUUUUCGGUGUAUGUGCAGCGUGCGCUCGGUUUGCACUUGUGCUCUUUUUACCGACCUUGAACUAUAUACUGCACUCUCGUAUAACUGGCCUCGUUUUCUGCUGCUGCUGCUGCUGCAUCUCUUCCUGUUGCAUCCCGGGGAAAGGCACGCGUGUUCUCCUGUGCGCAUAUUUCGGGAUCGACCUGCAUCCAGCUUUCUGUAUGUUUGUGUAUGUGUCCGUGUACCAGCAACCCCCGAUGACCAAUGACAAUCUGGGUGUUUUUGGAGUGCAUUCCCGUUGGCUCCCGACGAGGGCCAGCGCUGCUGCCACUAUUGUUGCCUGAGAAUCUCGUGGUCGCCGUCAUUCAGUCAAGUGCUACCUGAUGGAAACGGGCUAACUACGAAGUGUCUCACGUGCGUACUCGAAUCGUUAGUACAAAGUUCCAAAGUGUUCAACCCCGCGUCCGUAGCGAAGUUUUAUGGAAGAAAAUCUCCCCCCACAAAACGUCUUAACGUAGAAAAGUGUUCAAAUAGAAGCAGAGAAGAGUUAGUAGAAAUAUUUACCAGUGUUUAAGCCAGAAGCUAAGCGUAAGAAGAAAACUUAGAAGAGGAAGAGAAGUGAUUGUUUGUGACCCAAGUGCAGAAGAAAAGCCUUGUCAACCAUGCACGAAGAAGCCUCAUCGACGGCCAGUUCUUCCACCAAACCUACCAACAUCGUGUACACCAACAUCAAUGGCGGGGGUGGCGGCGGAAGUGUCCUAUCCGGCGGGGGUGGUGCAACUCAUCUCAACGGAAAUCUCCUGAUAACAACCACUCCAACCAUGCAGGACGCCUCGUCCUCCCUCUACGAGCUGGUUCACCAUCAGCACCAUCACCAACAGCAGCAGCAGCCCUCGUACCAGCAGCACCAUCAACAGGUCAUGACAACGAGCCAACCGCUCCAUUCAACCAAAAUCAUCAUCACCAAUCAGCCGCUAAUCAGCACCACUACCACCACUAGUCCAGCCGGGGUCCGCACCCUUCAGCAUCACAUGCAACAGCCCCAGCAGCCCCAACAUCACCACGUUCAAUCGACCUCGUCCUGCAGCUCCAGCAGCGGCCCGACCUCGUCCACCACGACCACCACCACCAUCCUGAUCAACACGGACGUCGACGGUUGCUCUCCGUUCGACAGCGUGGCGGCCGCUGCUGCUGCCAUCUUCGAAUCGGACCCCGGUGGACCUUCGGCCGAAGCGCUCACAGCGGACACGGCUGUGGCGGCGGCUGCUGCAGCCCUCAUAGACCUGCACCCAUCGUCGUCGUGCAGUUCCGCUGCGUCGGUCCCAAACGCCGCCGAUGGAACCCUUCACAUCCAGGAGUUGGGAAUUGCAUCGACAACUGUGGCGGCUCCAGCCACAGCAACAGCAGCAUCCUCAUCAUCAACAUCAGCGUCUUCGUCCACGGCUGCCGAACCCGGAUCCGGAGGAGUGGCGUUGCAUGAGCCCAUCGAGAUUAAGAUUCCAUCGGAGGGGUCCUUUGCCGAGGGAUCCGAUGGUAAGUACACCCGAUUCUUUUUUUUUUUCGAUUCAUUGAUUAAUGACUGUUUAAAGACCCUGUUGCUGUCGCGAUUUGGGAGAUUGCGACGUGAUGAUGAUUGUUGUUGCUUUCGACGAAACAUCGGCGGCCGAAAAUUGAUGACAGUGCAAUGGGUCAACGGUCCAACGCCCACCACCACCUCGGAUUACAUCGAACCGGAAUGCGGAGAGAAAAAGGACAUGAUAUGCCAUUUCCUAUCGUCGUCAUCACUACUGGGUACUGGGCAGCUGGGCUGCUUGGCAGCCUGUUUUCCAGUCCAACAAUCGAUAAAGCCGCCGCUCACAAUCAACGUCCACUCUGGCAGUCCAAACCCGAUCAAUUCGUGCGACCCAUUGACAGUGGCCCGAAAACCAUAA
This is a messenger RNA of Aedes albopictus (Asian tiger mosquito), 2945 nucleotides long. RefSeq names its product mucin-5AC-like. Bases 1677 to 2945 code for a protein of 422 amino acids. The transcript has 3 exons. The record is from RefSeq and is a predicted model, not a curated record. NCBI's taxonomy places the organism in Eukaryota, Metazoa, Arthropoda, Insecta, Diptera, Culicidae.